AUGUGCCCUCAGCACCCAAGCGGCACUCUAGGGAGCGUCUCGCACGUGCGAUAUCACGUGGCUUUACACAGGAUUUCCCGCAACGAGUCUAUAGACCCAAAUUUUCCUAACCUACCUAUUCCGACUCCUGAACUUUUAAAACUUUUCGUAGAGUUUUAUAUCAAAUUGACCGAACUCAUAGUAGACUAUAAGCUCUGUAUAAAGCCUAGAGAGUGGUUCCUGGUUAAUAGAAAGGAUAUAGCUUACCUACUUCGACACCUAUUCGUGGAUAACUAUUACGAUUAUAUAUAUAAGAGAGUAAUUGUCUAUAGGGUAGCGGAUAGUGCCUUUAAAGGGCUUACCACCGUGACCGAGGUUCUUACUGAGAUUGCUAGAAGACUAGAAGAGAAUAGGGAUCUCGACACUUUGUACACUAAGUAUAUCUCUAGGAAUAACUUCUCUAAACGCGACCUAACGCCUCUUUUCGAUAUCUACAAGAAAUAUCUACUAGAGCGCUCCUAUCUUAGCGAGAAUUUAUUGAAUAAGGCUACUCUAGAUAGUGAACUUAGUCGAUAG
This is a messenger RNA of Penicillium coprophilum, 555 nucleotides long. RefSeq lists its product as uncharacterized. The record is from RefSeq and is a predicted model, not a curated record. The transcript has 7 exons. Lineage: Eukaryota; Fungi; Ascomycota; Eurotiomycetes; Eurotiales; Aspergillaceae. Bases 1 to 555 code for a protein of 184 amino acids.